Messenger RNA from Oenanthe melanoleuca, 1875 nucleotides. RefSeq names its product metallophosphoesterase 1 (gene MPPE1). The record is from RefSeq and is a predicted model, not a curated record. Gene Ontology annotation, biological process: GPI anchor biosynthetic process; endoplasmic reticulum to Golgi vesicle-mediated transport. The transcript is spliced from 11 exons. Gene Ontology annotation, molecular function: phosphoric diester hydrolase activity. Gene Ontology annotation, cellular component: endoplasmic reticulum-Golgi intermediate compartment. Lineage: Eukaryota; Metazoa; Chordata; Aves; Passeriformes; Muscicapidae. The coding region runs from base 388 to 1584 and encodes 398 amino acids.
CCGGCCCAGGAGCGCCCCGGAGGGCGCGGGAGGCUCGGCUGGGCCGGGUUUGGCUUCUGGCCGAGCUCGGGCCGAGAGCGCGACGCGGGGCCUGGUGCUGCCCAGGGCAUCGGUUGUACUCAAUUCCCUCGAGGAUAAGGCAAUAUACAUAGCUCACUGAUGAAAAUGAGCAGUUAGUCAAGAAGGUGAAAAAACUACACCUAAAAAAUAAGGAGCUAGAAAAGAAUCUGGGCCAGAUCGAAGAACAACUGCAUCUGCAGCAGUUCACGCAUGCCUGUGGCUCAAGCAGAGAGGAUUUUGUGCUGACAGAAGGCAGGUGAUCCUUUGAGUUGCCCAAGCUGUUUUCAUCCGAGGGAACUCGAGCCAUUGUCUUAUGCUGGUACUGCAAUGCUGAGUUCUAGCUCGACCACUGUGAAGAAUCUCCCUCUGAAGAGGAGGCUCUGUUUUCUGCUGAAACUUGUGUGCUUUGUCAGCUCAGUGUUAAUAUUUUGUGAGUUUUUAAUUUAUUAUGUGGUAAUAUUUCAAUGCCGAUGGCCAAAUGUCAAAGGUGGAGCUCACAUGAGUGAAAAAGAGACUUCAGCUUCAGUCCUAAAGGCCAUAAUUUUAGCUGAUACACACCUACUUGGUGAAAUCAAAGGACAUUGGCUGGAUAAGCUAAGAAGGGAAUGGCAAAUGGAGAGAUCUUUCCAAACUGCCUUAUGGUUACUGCAGCCAGAUAUUGUUUUUAUUCUGGGAGAUGUUUUUGAUGAAGGAAAAUGGAGCUCACCUCAGGCCUGGGCAGAUGAUGUCAGGAGGUUCCAGAAAAUGUUCAAGCAUUCCGUUUUUACGGAGCUGGUGGUCAUCGCUGGGAAUCACGACAUCGGAUUCCAUUACGAAAUGACUACUUACAAGGUAAAUCGAUUUGAAAAGCUUUUCAACUUUACUUCAGGAAAGCUGAUAACUCGGAAAGGAAUAAACUUUGUCCUGGUGAAUAGUGUAGCCAUGGAGGGUGAUGGCUGUGCUGUCUGCCGUACCUCAGAGGCAAAACUUGUGGCUCUUUCUCACAAACUGAAUUGCUCCCAGCAGAAACCGAAUCAUUCCAACAGAAGAUGCAGUGAUGUGGAAAAGCUUCCAGCUUCAGAACCCAUCCUUUUACAGCAUUACCCUCUCUAUCGGAAAAGUGAUGCUGAAUGCACGGGAGAAGAUUCUGCUCCUCCAGAGGAGAAAAACAUCCCUUUUAAAGAAAAAUAUGAUGUGCUGUCUCAAGAGGCAUCACAAAAGCUGCUAUGGUGGUUCCAGCCCCGUUUGAUUCUCAGUGGGCACACUCACAGUGCUUGUGAAGUACUGCAUGCAGGGAAAAUUCCAGAAAUCAGUGUCCCAUCAUUCAGUUGGAGGAAUAGAAACAAUCCUAGUUUCAUUAUGGGCAGCAUAACAUCAACUGACUUCUCCCUCCAAAAAUGCUUCCUUCCAUUUGAGAGCAGAGUCUUCACUAUCUACUGUGCAGCAGGUGCUCUGCUUGUGAUCCUGAUACUAGCUCAUGUUCAGCUUCUCACUCCACCGUUUUAUUUUGCUCAGCGUUUAAUCAGUAAGCAUAAAGCAGUAUGAAGAGCCAGACAUCUGCAUUCAGUCACUGAAAUACCAAAGCUGAGAACAGUCAAACAUCAGACUAUAUUCAUGCCAGCAAAUGACCUAAUUUGAUUGCUAGUCUGAAGGCAGGUUGCAUUUACACAUACCAUAGAAGUCCUAUACAGCUGAUAUGACUACUACAGGAUAAAUAAUUAACUGAAAUGAACGUUUCAUGCUGUACAAAAAUACUGUAUUCGACAAUCAAAUGAGUCCUUUUCCUGCUAUAAUUUUUGUAUCAAAUAUGUAUAUUAAAAGUGUAACUGUACAUUA